CACGCUGCAUGACUCAAUGGGAUCAUGUGCUGAAAAGUCAGGAAGGCUUACAAACAAGGAAAUCUCAACCUUUGAGUAGAUCGAUAGUCUGUAGCCGUUAGGUAGUGUUGUUCAGAUAAAUCAGUUGUAUAUUAGACAGUUAAACAAAAUCCAAGUAAAAUCAUGAUGGCAUCUCUGUUUAAAAAGAAGACGGCCGACGAUGUCAUUAAAGAGCAGGCCAAAGAGCUGAGAGGCACCCAGAGACAAAUCACCAGAGACAGAGCUGCCCUGGAGAGACAGGAGAGGCAAAUGGAAAUGGAAAUCAAGAAAAUGGCCAAAUCUGGGAACAGAGAAGCCUGUAAGAUAUUAGCCAAGCAACUCGUUCAGCUUAGAAAACAGAAGAAUCGAACCUACGCAGUAAGCUCGAAGGUCACCUCCAUGUCCACACAAACCAAAGUGAUGAAUUCUCAGAUGAAGAUGGCUGGAGCCAUGUCUAAUACAGCGAAGACAAUGCAGGCCGUCAAUAAACGAAUGGAUCCCAAGAAGACGCUACAAACCAUGCAGGACUUUCAGAAAGAAAACUUAAAAAUGGGAAUGACAGAAGAUCUGAUUAAUGAUACGCUAGAUGAGAUUUUUGAUGAAUCCGGCGAUGAAGAAGAAUCCCAGGACAUUGUGAACCAGGUGCUCGAUGAAAUCGGCAUCGAGAUCUCUGGAAAAAUGGUAAGAGCGCCGGCAGCAGGAAAAGGCCUCCCAGGUGCUUCCCCGGCAAAGUCUAAAGCUGCCACCAUCUCAGACGCAGAGAUCGAGAGACAGCUAAAGGCUUUGGGUGUGGACUAAAUAUCUUCAUUAACCGCACCUGUGCACCCACUGUCACUAAAGGACUGAGUGUAUACAGUGGGAACAGGGAGGUUAUGGGGACGGCCAAGUAAUAAAUGAAGGAUAAAAUGUUAUUUGGCAUCUGCUCCUAAAGAAAAACAUGCGUAACUGAUUUGAAGUUGGAUAUAAUGGUCUGAUAUACAGUAUAGAGCAGAUUCAAAAUAAAGUCUUCAUGGCAAAAUCUGCUCUCAUACUGGCAUACGUGUCUUCACAUUUUAAAACACCACAGUUAUUGUAAGCUUAAGAGGAAUGAAAUGUGUGAUUUCUGUCCACCACAUUCACACCAAGCUGUUUGUUUAUACAGCAUCUGUUUGGAGAAAUUGCACACUUUACCUUUAAUUUAACAGGUGCUAUUUUCUAUGCCUGUCCUUAAAGGGAUAGUUCGGCCAAAAAUGAUAUUAAACCCAUGAUUUACUCACCCCCAAGCUGUCCGAGUUGC
This is a messenger RNA of Paramisgurnus dabryanus, 1294 nucleotides long. RefSeq names its product charged multivesicular body protein 2Ba (gene chmp2ba). Gene Ontology annotation, biological process: vacuolar transport. Lineage: Eukaryota; Metazoa; Chordata; Actinopteri; Cypriniformes; Cobitidae. The record is from RefSeq and is a predicted model, not a curated record.